GAUGAUAGGGAGAAAGACACCUGCAGAACUGCUUCACUGUGAAGCAACCCUCCCUGCAGGUGGGGAACCCAGGAGCUGGAACAGGGAUCAUUGCGUGGGUCCUUUCACUUGGUACUGUGUGCGAGUCCCCUCCAACGGGUCGCAGCUUUCCGAGAGGGGUAGCAGAGAUCCCCGCGUACCCACUCCCUAGCGGCCCUCAGCGGCUCCCGGCUCUGAGACCAGGUCGGGCCGAGGUCAGGGGUCGAGGGUCGCGGAGGGUCGGCGCAUGCGCUGUGUUCCCUCCCACCGCCCGCCCCAGCCCCGCAGGCGGCGAGGCCGAGAGCCUAAGGGCGGGCUGACCGUUGGCCCCUCCAGCGGCGCCCAGCAGCCGCUCCGCGCCUCCAUCGCCGCCCCCUCCCCGGCCGCGGCCCCGACACCCGAGCGGAGAGUCGGGGAGGGGGAGGCGCCCCGUCGGCCCGCCCCGGGGCGUGAGGAGGGCGGGUCCCGGACUUGGGACUCAGAGAAGCUGGCGGCGGCGAGGCGCCGGGAGCGGGGCGCCAUGGCGCAGCGGGGACUGUGGCCCGAGGUGCAGGACACCUGCACGUCUCUGGGGCUGCUGCUGGCCGCCGUGCUGCUGGCGGGGGCGGCGCGGGUGCUGGCCCGGAAGCAGCUGCAGCGGCCACUGGUCCACGCCUUCGUGCUGGAGCUGCUGGCUACCUGGCAGCUCUGCUGCUGCACCCACGAGCUGCAGCUGCUGGGCGAGCAGGAGCUGCUGCACCCCACCUGGCCGCUCAUACUCGUCUACUUCUUCUCGCUGCUGCACGGGCUGACGCUGGUGGGCACAGCCAGCAACCCGUGCAGUGUGCUCAUGCAGAUGCUGCUGGGGGGCAUGUCUGCCGAGAUGGGCGCAGCGCGGCUGCUGGCUCAGCUUCUGGGCGCCCUGGGCGGCCGCUUCUGCAUGGGCGCCCUGUGGGGUCUGGGGCUGACCAAGUACCACGACGGCGGCCGGAGCUUCGUCUGCAGGAACCCCAUCCAGGUGGACUUGUCCAAGGCGGUCAUCGCCGAGGCGCUCUGCUCCUUCAUCUUUCACAGCGCCCUGCUGCACUUCCAGGAGGUCAGGACCAAGCUUCGAAUCCACCUGCUGGCAGCUCUCAUCACCUUCUUGGUCUAUGCAGGAGGAAGUCUAACAGGAGCUGUAUUUAAUCCUGCUUUGGCACUUUCACUCCAUUUCCAGUGUUUUGACGAAGAAUUCAUUCGAUUUUUUAUAGUAUACUGGCUGGCUCCUUCUUUAGGUAUACUGCUGAUGAUUUUGAUGUUCAGCUUUUUCUUGCCAUGGCUGUACAACAACCGUACAAGUAGUAAAAAGGAAUAAUUAUUUCAAAAGACUCACACUAAGUUACACAACAGUUAAGCUGGAUGUGAUAAAAGAUUUUAUGAUCUCAUAUUCAGUACAGUGGUUUCACUGGAUUCAUCAAUGUUAAGUGUCCUUUGAAGAAGCUGUCUUACGGUUUUCAUCACUGAGACUUAAAUUAUUGUGUAAAUGAGGUAUCCUGUGUUUCUCAGUUAAGACUUGUCCUUUUGAGUCUGUACUAAAUGCUGCUAGAACAAGACUCCUUACAUUAAAUAUAAACCUCAAAUUAUAA
This is a messenger RNA of Erinaceus europaeus (western European hedgehog), 1622 nucleotides long. It is a transcript of the gene AQP11, whose product is annotated as aquaporin 11. The record is from RefSeq and is a predicted model, not a curated record. The coding region runs from base 266 to 1351 and encodes 361 amino acids. Gene Ontology annotation, biological process: transmembrane transport. Lineage: Eukaryota; Metazoa; Chordata; Mammalia; Eulipotyphla; Erinaceidae. Gene Ontology annotation, molecular function: channel activity. The transcript has 3 exons. Gene Ontology annotation, cellular component: cytoplasm; membrane.